AAAGCUCCGAUUAAAAAGGCUGGCCGAAUUCGAGCGGCGGUACUGGUACUGCACAACCUCAUUUCUUGUAGUCCUAGCUUUUGACAACGACGACCAUGGCACUGAGUUUCAUAGGAAAACCAAUUUCUCUCAUAUCUCAUUCUGAUGUACGGUAUCGAGGAAUACUGGCGGGUAUCGACCCUGCAGCCUCCACGAUCCAACUCUCAAAUGUAUUCUCCAUGGGUACAGAGUCGAGAAGGCCGCCUUCAGAAUUCAUUCCUCCAGUUCAAGAACCAUACCAGUACAUCAUUUUUCGCGCAUCUGAGGUCAAAGACCUCGCAGUCGAUGAGCCGACUCCCCUUCGUAGUGUUCACGAUGACCCUGCAGUGUUGGGGGCGUCUGCUCCCGGAACUCAACCCCAGUAUGGUGCAUAUGGUCCUCAAUACCAGCAGCCUGUCGUAGCCCAACCGCCACCUCCACAAGCUCAGGCUGCCGUUUAUCCUCCCCCUGUGCCAGUGCAAGAUGCGCCCGUUCCCUCGAUGGUUCCUGUUGUUCAAACGAAUGACGCACCAGGUCCUAGCACUGGCCCCCGUGUCAAUCCGGUGCACACCGCCGCUGCUUCAAUGGAAACAGUUCAACGCGCUUUAGGAGACUUGCGCGGAUCCAGCAAUGGUGCACCCACGCAUGGUGGUCGUGGUGGCCGACGUGGUCAUCACGGCCAUGGUGCGGAGACAAAAGCAGCAGACAUUAAGGUGCCUUCGACCGAUUUCGAUUUCCAGAGCUCCAACGCUCGGUUCGACAAGGCGGCGGUUGCACCAAAGAAGAAGGAUGGCGAUGAUGAGAAUGGCGUUCCCUCAGAUCGCGACUCGCCAGCGGAAAAAAAGGAGGAGGAGGAUGGAGCCUAUAACCCAACGAAAUCAUUUUUCGAUUCUCUAUCAUCUUCGACACAGGCUGCUCUGCCACCAACACGAGGCAACGGUGGACGGCGGGGUGGCGGAGGCAGAAAUCGUAGGGAAGAAGAAAGGGAGCGCAACGUUGCUACGUUUGGUGAGCCUGGGGGUGUAGGAUUGAUGGGCCCAGGCGCUUACGUUGGAGGUUGGGGUGGAUAUGGACGACGAGGGGGACGUCCAAGGGGACGUGGUGUGCCUCCUGUCGGGGGCCGUUAGGCUAGUAAUCUCUUGUCACCCAAUAAUAUGGAACCCAUACUGCAUUCGUGUUGGCAGCCGUGUGCGCUCUAAAGAGAUUCGCAUGUGCUCUUUCACUGACACGUAAUGCAACAUGCAUCUCGUUGCAUAAUGGGAGCUCCCAAGGUUUUCUUGUCCCCAUCUCAAUAUUCAAUCUGGUCAAAUGGACGUUAAACUUGAAUGUGUGAGAAGUCAUCACGACACGUCUGGAAUUUGUAGUAAAUUGAGUGAACCCAUGGUUAGCAUCCCAGGUGGUGUGCCGGGCCCGGCAAAAACUUUGAAUUCAGCCCUGGCUAUGUAGGGCCUACAAACCACCCAGGACAGGCCCCUUGAAGCCAGGUCCGGGACUCAUCGCUAAUGCCAGGAGCAGUCAAACCGUGGUACUAUGUUUUCGGUUCAAUUAAUUGCCACCGAGGUAUAAAUAUCCA
Suillus paluster is the source of this 1591-nucleotide messenger RNA. Its product is annotated as Scd6-like Sm domain-containing protein. The coding region runs from base 96 to 1145 and encodes 349 amino acids. The transcript is spliced from 6 exons. Gene Ontology annotation, molecular function: mRNA binding. Gene Ontology annotation, cellular component: P-body. Lineage: Eukaryota; Fungi; Basidiomycota; Agaricomycetes; Boletales; Suillaceae. Gene Ontology annotation, biological process: cytoplasmic stress granule assembly; P-body assembly. The record is from RefSeq and is a predicted model, not a curated record.